This is a messenger RNA of Protobothrops mucrosquamatus (brown spotted pit viper), 3483 nucleotides long. RefSeq names its product nucleolar protein 6 (gene NOL6). The coding region runs from base 1 to 3414 and encodes 1137 amino acids. The record is from RefSeq and is a predicted model, not a curated record. Gene Ontology annotation, cellular component: CURI complex; UTP-C complex; small-subunit processome. NCBI's taxonomy places the organism in Eukaryota, Metazoa, Chordata, Lepidosauria, Squamata, Viperidae. Gene Ontology annotation, biological process: rRNA processing; tRNA export from nucleus. The transcript is spliced from 25 exons.
AUGUCUGAAAGUGAUGAGGGAAGUAAAGGUCCGGAGAAGGAAGGGAACCAAAAUGGCAUCCAUAGGGGAGAGAAGCCGAGGGGCAAGAAACGGGCUUCCUCCUCUGAAGGCCUCUUGCAGCCGGUGAAGUUGGGCAAAAGCGAGCUCUACAAGGUGCCCACCAACGAAGAACUGAGCCACCUCAAGGAGACGGAGAACCUGUUCCAUUCCAACCUUCUGCGCCUACAGAUCGAGGAACUGUUGAAGGAGGUGACCCUCAAGGAGAAGAAGAAGCAGAGGAUUGAUGCCUUCCUUCACGAAAUCAGCGCCAUGCUCAGGAACGUCCCGGAGCUUUCGGCAAGAGACAUCACUGACCAGUCGUGGCUGCCCAAGGGAGUGAAGGUCCCUAUCCUGCAGGUUCCUUUCAAGGUGAAGGGCAAGUUCCAUUUUCUGCCCCCAGCAGAGGUAAAGGUGGUGGGAAGUUACCUGCUGGGCACCUGUAUCAAGCCGGAAGUGAACGUGGACGUUGCAGUGACCAUGCCCAAAGAAGUUUUCCAAGAGAAGGACAACCUCAACCAGCGCUACCACCGCAAGAGGGCCCUCUACCUGGCCCACCUGGCCCAGCACCUGGCCAAGGGGAACCACUUUGGGAGUGUGGCCUUUGCCUACGCGAACGGCAACCAUUUGAAGCCCCUUGUGCUCCUCCAGCCACAAGGGAAGGAUGCAAAGACGGUGACGGUCCGCCUCCAUGCCUGCCCAGCCCCAGGGGUCUUCAGGCCCAUCCGUUUGCACCCCUGCAAAAACAACAUCCGUACUGCUUGGUUCACGGAGAAGGACUCACCUGCGACAGGAGUAGCUGAACCCCCCACCCCCCAUUACAACAACUCCAUUUUGUGGGACCUGGUGAUGGAGACCAACCUGCUCUACCUCUCCGAGGCCGCCAGCACCUUCCGAGGCUUCCAAGAUGGGGUGGCCCUCCUCAAAGUUUGGCUCCGCCAGCGAGAGCUCUAUCAGGGUCUGGGAUGUUUCAACGGCUUCAUUGCAUCCAUGCUGGUGGGAAACCUCUUGGCCACUCACAAGAUCAGCAAAAUGAUGAGUGGGUACCAGGUGUUACGAAACGUUCUCCAUUUCUUAGCUACUACAGAUCUCACUACGUCUGGAAUCAGCCUGUCAAAAGACACAGAGCCCAGUCUGCCUUCCCUGACGGACUUCCACCAAGCGUUUCAAGUGGUGCUUGUGGACUCUUCUGGACUGGUGAACCUGUGUGCGGAUAUGACUGCCAACACUUACAAGCAGGUCCAGUUUGAAGCCAGGCAGUCGAUGGAGGUUCUGGAUGACAAAACAGUGGAUGGGUUUCAGUUGCUCUUUAUCACCCCCAAGCCUCUGAUCCGGACCUUUGAUCACGUCUUUCACCUCCGUCACGUCUCCAAACUCCAGACGGCUUGCAAGAAGAUGCAGCUGCUCAACGCGUUGAUGGACCGGGGUGGGAGUUACGUGGCCGCCGUCCUCCCGUUCUUCCUCAGCCUCCUGGAGCGCGGACUGGCCCGCCGGCUGGUGCUCCUGGCUCAUCAGUUGCCUCAGAGCCAUCCGUGGCCGAUCCAUGUGGAUCCCCCAAAGCACAAAGACGUCGGUUCCUUAUCCUUCGGACUGUUGCUAAAUCUUGACUUCGCAACCAGUGUUUUGGAGCGAGGACCUGAAGCCAAUAAAGAGGAGGCCGUGGAGUUUCGGCAAUUUUGGGGAGAGCGGUCGGAGCUGAGACGUUUCCAAGAUGGCGUCAUCUGCGAGGCCGUUUUGUGGAACGCUGCAAACCUGUGCCAGAAACGUCUUAUUCCGGAGCAAAUCAUACGUCAUAUCUUGAAACUGCACCUGGCUGUUCCAGAGACUUCCAUCUCUUACACGGGGGCCCUGCUGGAGCCCUUAAUUAAAGUGGGGCGUGAGAUUGUAGGGACUGGCGAGGAAGACAUGGUGAGCCUGAUCCGUUCCUAUGACGAUCUGAGCCGCAAGCUUUGGCACCUGAAGGGGCUGCCCUUGACGGUGACGGCGGUGCAAGGAGCCCACCCCGCCCUUCGAUACACAGAGACUUUUCCUCCGGUCCCUGUGAAACCAGACCAUACAUCCCAUCACAAGAACAAAAAGCGAGCAUCCUUUCUCCCCGUGGCGGAAAAACCGUGUCCUGCUUACGUGGCCCCAAUAAAAGUGAUUUGCCAGAUGGAGGGAAGCGGUCAGUGGCCGCGGAACAAGGAGGCCAUUCAGCGCAUCAAAGCAGCUUUCCAGAUACAACUAGCGGAAGUCCUGAAUGAGCAGCACCAUCUACUCUGCCGGCCAUCCGCCACCUACACUGAUAUACAUAAGAAUGGCUACGUCUUCCGCCUGCGAGUGGUCUACCAUCGAGAGCCCCAGAUCCUGAAGGAGGUGGUCACUCCGGAGGGGAUGCUGAAGUACCAGGAGAGUCCAGAGUCUCAGCAGCUGGAACUUGAGACGUUGCAUUUGCCCUUCUUGACUAGCUCGCUCCACGGCCUCCAGCAACAAUAUCCAGCUUUUAGCGGCAGCUGCCGUCUCGCCAAGCGAUGGAUCAGCGCCCAGAUGCUGAGCGACAGCCUUGCGGAGGAGGCUGUGGAUUUAUUAGCGGCCUUCCUUUUCCUCUCUCCAGCUCCGUUCACGGCACCCAGCUCUCCCCAAGUGGGCUUCCUUCGGUUCCUUCACCUGCUCGCCACCUUUGACUGGAAGAACAGCCCAGUUUUGGUGAACCUCAACGGUGACCUCAAAGAGGCAGAUUAUGUAGCAAUCAGGAACCACUUUAUGGAAGCCCGGCCUCAACUCCCAGCCAUGUUCAUUGCUACCCCGAAAGACCAACAAUUGUCACUGUGGACCAGAGAGAAGCCAUCACCUCAGAUCCUCCAGCGUCUGCUUGUGCUGGCCCAAGAGUCCCUUCAGGUGUUGGAGAAGCAACUUAUGGAUCCUCUCGGGACCCAGGAUCUGAAGAUGGUCUUCCGGCCUCCACUGGAUCUUUAUGAUGUCCUCAUCCACCUGAACCCCAAGCAGAUCCCCAGGUACCCGGAGGCCGUCGACCGGCCCACCUGGUCCUUCUACCGGGGGAUGUUGAAGUGGAACAACAUCACAAAAACCAUUUCUUUCCCAGUGGUGGAUUUUGACCCCGUCCAGUGCUACCUGCAGGAGCUCCAAGAAGCCUUUAGUGACUUUGCCCUGUUCUUCUAUGACAAAUAUGGAGGAGACGUUAUUGGGGUCCUCUGGAAGCCUUCGGCCUUUGAACCGCAGCCCUUCAAGGUAUCAAACAUUAAAGGGAGGAUGAUGUCCAGACUAAGUUCUCCGCCAACGGUGGUUCCAAACGUGGAAGCCAUUUUGGAAGACUUCCAGAUCUUGGGAAAAGGCCUGGUCAAAAAGGUGGAAGCUCGGACAGAGAAAUGGUCCAUCUGAAAACAUCUGGGCUCCUCCAUGGAUUUGGAACUGUUGAGGGUGUGUUCUUCUUGCCCAUAACUUUUUUUC